Messenger RNA from Striga hermonthica, 351 nucleotides. The record is from the annotation of a GenBank genome assembly. Lineage: Eukaryota; Viridiplantae; Streptophyta; Magnoliopsida; Lamiales; Orobanchaceae.
AUGGCCGAAGAGGGACAGGUGAUCAGCGUCCACUCCGUUGACGAGUGGAAGCAGCGUAUCCAGGAGAGCGUCGACAGUAAGAAACUGGUGGUUGUUGACUUCACGGCUUCAUGGUGUGGGCCGUGCCGUUUCAUUGCUCCGAUCUUGGCUGACAUUGCCAAGAAGACACCCCAUGUUAUAUUCCUCAAGGUUGAUGUGGAUGAACUCAAGGCCGUGGCUGAGGAAAAUCAAGUGGAGGCUAUGCCCACCUUUUUGUUCUUCAAAGAGGGAAAGGUAGUCGACAAGAUUGUUGGUGCAAAGAAGGAGGACUUGCAGCUGACAGUGGCUAAGCAUAGUACCAUUACUGCUUGA